AUGUCCGCGUACGCGGCGUUGGCGCCCCUGAUCGCGACGACGAGGCGCGCGGAGAGCGCGACGAGGGACGGUGACGACGACGACGACGACGGCCGACGGCGCGCGGCGAGGGACGCGCGCGCGAACGCGUACGCGCCGACGCGCGAAAACGCGGGAAAUUUCGCGUUCGCGCCGCCGCCGAGCGCGCCGGUGCCGGUGAAGUUCCCGCGAAAGCCGCUCGAGGGCGCGUUCGCGGUGCUGCUGCUGCGGUCGGCGUACGAGGCGAUCGACGACGUGGACAUGCUCCCGAUGGACGAGUUCCAGGCGACGUCGUGGAAGUUUCGAGCGUCGGAGUGGGAGCCGUACAAGUAUUUGUACGAACCGCUGCGGAUCGAGCAAGGGAAAAUCACGGAUCCGCUGUAUUUCGACUUUGUGACGUUCGUGCAGAUGGCGUGCGCGUCGCGAGCGAUUCCAAAGGCGGCGAAGGUUUUUGAGGAACGUACGGGAGCGGAGGGUCUCGUGACGGUCGUGCGGAGGGAUCCCGCGUUGAUGGAUAACGCGAACUUGCCCGAGGCGAUCGCGGAGAGGUGUGGGAAAAAGAUUUAUGAACGCUUGCGGAGAGGGUUCGAUCGCGGGGAGGAUUUCGACGUGGCGUACUUCAAGGGCACGCCGGCACCGGUAUCGGCGAGGGGAGGGAAGGAGCGGCUCGAUCUCGCGGUGGAGGGUAUGCGAGAUAUCGCGGAGGUGUUCGUGAGGAGCGGGUACGCGUUGAGGAUCAGCGUGGAUUACGAUUUGAGGGGUGCCGCGCAGUCGGAUGCCGAGAUGGCGUCCUCGGCUGAGCGCGAGCGACGCGUUCGCGUUCGCGUCAACGGACCGGCCACGCUGUGGGGCGCUCGCGAGCUUGUCUCGCGAGGACUCGGAUCGCCCUCGACGGAAUAUUUAGGAUUUUGUUUGACGGCGUUCUUAGACGAAAGUGGCGUCAGGAGCUCGUACUCGGAGCGCCUGACCGAGACAGAGAUUGAUAUGGCGUGGACAUUGAAUGUGUAG
Messenger RNA from Ostreococcus lucimarinus CCE9901, 1026 nucleotides. RefSeq lists its product with no specific name. The record is from RefSeq and is a predicted model, not a curated record. The coding region runs from base 1 to 1026 and encodes 341 amino acids. NCBI's taxonomy places the organism in Eukaryota, Viridiplantae, Chlorophyta, Mamiellophyceae, Mamiellales, Bathycoccaceae. The transcript has a single exon.